This is a messenger RNA of Nicotiana tabacum (common tobacco), 1208 nucleotides long. RefSeq names its product transcription factor MYB41-like. The record is from RefSeq and is a predicted model, not a curated record. Lineage: Eukaryota; Viridiplantae; Streptophyta; Magnoliopsida; Solanales; Solanaceae.
UCUCCUAUAGGGACUACAAGUACUGCACUUUUGCUUAUAUUAUAUAGCUCUCUUUGUUUCAUUCAAACAAUUGCACCCUUUUAAGUAAUCUUUAUUGCAAGUAGAAAAAAAACCAAUGGGAAGAUCACCAAGUUCUGAUAAAAAUGGACUCAAGAAAGGUCCUUGGACCUCAGAGGAAGAUCAUAAGCUCAUAGAAUAUAUUCAAGUUCAUGGUCCUGGAAACUGGCGUAGCCUCCCUAAAAAUGCUGGACUUCAAAGGUGUGGAAAGAGUUGUCGUCUUCGUUGGACGAAUUAUUUGAGACCAGAUAUUAAGAGAGGAAGAUUCUCAUUUGAAGAAGAAGAAACUAUUAUCCAACUUCACAGUGUUCUAGGCAACAAAUGGUCAGCAAUAGCUGCUCGUUUGCCAGGAAGAACGGACAAUGAAGUAAAGAAUUAUUGGAACACACACAUAAGAAAAAGGCUUCUAAGAAUGGGACUUGAUCCAGUAACUCACAGCCCUCGUCUUGAUUUAUUAGACUUAUCAUCCCUCCUUAACUCUACACAAUUUAACCUUUCAAGUUUACUUGGACUACAAGCAUUUGUAAACCCUCAAGUCUUGGCACUAAUUUCUACAACCCUUUUUACAUCCCAUACAGAAAAUCCAGAAAUGUUAUUACAAAGACAACUUCAAGAAAACCAAUUUUUGAACGCACAAAUACAAAACCAAGAAGGGUCUCAAGUGUUGUUGCAAAAAUAUCAAGAAAAUCAAAUUUUAAAUGGCCCAAUGGAAAACCCUACCCCAACUUUCCAACCUUAUAAUCAGUUCCAAGAUCGGACUUCAGAAAUACCAACAUGCACUACAUCAAACUUGGGAUCAUAUAAUUUGGUGAAUGGCCAAAAUUUACAAGAAAAUGUGAUGCUACCUUUGCAAAACUAUGGCCAAAUUUUACAAGAAAACUCCAGCGGUCAAAACUUUAGCUUUGAUUCAGUGUUGUCAACACCAUUGUCAAGCAGUACAGAAGAUGAGAGAGAUAGCUACUGCAGUAAUUUCAUGAAAUUUGAAAUUCCAGAAAGUUUAUUUUUUGAUGAUUUAGUGUGAAAAUUGACACUCUUUAGUACUUGGUUAUCACUUUUUCGUUGUUGUUUCUCUUCUAGGCUAAUUAUUUGGAUGGAACAAUUGUUACAUUUUUUUUUAACUUGGUCCAUUCAAAUCUACAUUUUUUUUACGU